Molecule: messenger RNA, 300 nt
Organism: Eruca vesicaria subsp. sativa (arugula)
Lineage: Eukaryota; Viridiplantae; Streptophyta; Magnoliopsida; Brassicales; Brassicaceae
Source: the annotation of a GenBank genome assembly
AUGGCCAUGGCAACAAAAUCAGUUCCUUUCUUAGCCAUACUUUUUAUCCUUGUUUUGAUUAUCUUUGAAGCUCCGGAGAUAGAAGCGCAGGAUGACGAGUGCCUGAAAGAAUACGGAGGCGAUGUGGGUUUUAGCUUCUGUGCGCCUGAGAUAUUUCCGUCGUUUUGUUAUACAAAUUGCCGUAAGAACAAGUGCGCACAAGGGGGAACAUGCAUUUGGGGAGGUGAAGGUGAUGUUAAAUGCUUAUGCGACUACUGCAGCGACAUACCUAAUGAUAAGAUUCUUAGUGGUGGUAUUUGA